Molecule: messenger RNA, 2634 nt
Organism: Lolium rigidum
Lineage: Eukaryota; Viridiplantae; Streptophyta; Magnoliopsida; Poales; Poaceae
Exons: 4
Coding region: 1-2634 (877 amino acids)
Source: RefSeq, a predicted model, not a curated record
AUGGCGGGUGGCGGCGGAAAGAAUAGCGGCCUCCUGAAGAUGGAGAUUGAAUGGGAUGCGAAGGGAAAGGGUGAGCCUUAUAAUAGCAAGAACAAGGUUAGGGAUCAGAUGUCGUCAAGGAUUUCCACUUCUGAAUUGGAGAUUCAGGAAGCCAAGGUUAUGGGAGGUGAAGCCAAGGUGAGGGAUGAUGAGGUGGGGAUGGGAGACGAGCAGUUCUUUGAUAUCUACUGCCGUGUCCUAAAAUCGAAUUGGUGCAGAUUGUUCAGCCGUUCCAGCACAACAGAUAGCACCUCAUUGAGUCCUAUGCACUUCACACACAGUACAACGGGAUGCACCCCUUAUGCUGCUUUUGCCGGCAGCACCCUGCAGAUGUACUCCAUCAAAGUCACUGAAAUAAAAGAAGCUCUAGGGUUGCAGUGGCCACUGCAUGUGUACGGCAUGGUUGCCGCCCGAGAUACUGUGGAUGACAAUCGCAAUACUAUCUUCCUCCGUGAAAGAUACAACUGCCAAAUACUCACUCAAGAGGAUUCUUGUUUGCACUUGACUGGCCCAUCUCGUGCAAUUGUGGCUACAGGACAUGUUGACUUUGAUAUCGAACUGAAAGUGAGGGGCAGAACAAAAUCUAAAGAUAGAGUUCUAAUGAGUAGAACCUUCAAGUACAGCAGCAUUUACAGUUGUCCACCAACCACUCUGUUCGGUGAGUUUUGCCAAAUUGAGUUACAGUUUGAGAAACUAGAAAACACGGUCCAAGCAACUAUAGUGGGCGUCCGCGUUACUGAACCAAGGAGGACUUGGCCUUUCAAAAAUGGUGGUCUUGUUAUUUGUGUUGCCAAGGGAUUUUCUAAGCCUGGUGAUCUUGAAGGUAGAGUGGCUAAGCCAGAUGUGCCUAAAGAUAAGCAUGAACUCUCUAAAGAAGUCGUACUUCAAGAUCAAGUGAUGGCUAACCACUCAGAUGGUUAUGUUGAUUUGUCGAGGCAUGUUGUUUCUGUAGAAUUAGGCGGGAAGCUGGAAGUUAUCAUCACUGAGUGGUCAGAAUCUCACGCUUUCAUUAAACACAAAGUUCAUGUCUUCUUCGAAGCCCAAAAAAGCAAAAUAAGUCGGAAAACAUGUUAUAUUGGCCACUCGACGGUGGAGGUUACUGUUGCUUGGUCCUUGCUUCUUCAAGAUGAAGGUCAAGCCAAGGAGAUGGAUGAGCUGUCGCCAAGGAUUUUCACUUCUGAAUUGGGGACUGAGGAAGCUAAGGAGAUGGGCAGUGAAGCCAAGGGCAUGGUUCGGUCUGAGCUCUACUCCUUUCUUGAUCUUAUCUCCAAGAACGUCAUGAAGCUAAAAGCCGAGUCGAAGCUGAGGAUUAACUCCUAUAGCAGGAAUGAGAUCCAGAUCCACAUGGAUGGCAUGCACCGCGAGGUGACGAGUUUGCUGCAGAUGAUUGAGAAUCAGGCUCCAAGGAAUGUCGAUUUCCAACUGAAGUCAAUCUUGAAAAGCUUGAAGCAGAUUCACACCAUGUUGUUGGAUGAGGUAUCGUCGACGAUUUCAACUUCUGGGUUGGAGAUUGAGGAAGCCAUGGGGAUGGGAGGGGAAGCCAAGGGGAGGGAUGAGGUAUUGCCCACUUCCGCUAAGACAAAAUUGGAGUUGUUGGGAAGGGAAGCCAAUAUGCACAAGGUACUGACUGAGGAGGAGUCCUUUGAUCGGUACCGACGUGGCUGGGUAUCAAAUUGGUCCGCAUUGCAUGGUACCUUCACAGAGAUGACGACAUUGAGUUCUAUGCACUUCACACACAGUACACCAGGAGACACUCCAUUUGCUGCUUUCGUCUCCAGCACUCUACAGAUGUACUCCAUCAAAGUCGCUGAAAUAAAAGACGCUCUUGAGUUGCAGUGGCCACUGCGAGUGUACGGUGUGGUGGCUGCCAGGGACACUGUCGAUCGCAAUCGCAACAUUCUGUUCUCCCAUCGGAGAGAUGACUACCAAGAACUGAACCAACAUGAUCCUUUUCUACGCUUGACUGGCCCGUCUCGUGCAAUUGUGGCUGAGGAACCUGUUCAUGUGGAAAUCGAGCUGAAAGUGAAGGGCAGAACAAAGUCUGAAGAUAGAGUGUUGAUGAGUAGAGUCUGGUAUUACAGCGAUAGGUUAUGUACUCUAUAUACUCCUCUUGCCGGGAAGUUUUGCACACUAGUGUUAAGCUCUGAAGAGCUUGAAAAUUCAGUCCAAGCCACUAUCGUGGGUGUCCGCGUUACUGAAGGGAUGCCAUGGCCUUUUGAGUAUGGAGGCCGAGCUGUUUGCUACUCUCCGCCUCGGAAAGGAAUAUUGCCUGAUUCUAAACACACUACUGCGCCCUCAUUUCGUCAAGUUGUGCUUGAAGAUGGAGCAAUGGCUAUGGGUUCAAAUGGCUACCUUGCCCUCUCAAGGCAAGUUGUUUCUGUAGAAUUACGUGGAAGGCUUGAAGUUUGCAUUUAUGCCUACUCACAAAGUCAGGAUAUCGCUGCGCACAGCCGUGUUUCCAUCAAGGCUCAAAAUUGCAAUGUAACUCAGCAUAAAUGUCGCCUUGGCGACUCUGAGCUGGAGAUAACUGUUGCUUGGUCCCGUCUUGUUCAAGACAAGGGGUUUAUCUCAAACGAAGUAAGUGUCAAACUUUGA